Molecule: messenger RNA, 3837 nt
Organism: Gossypium raimondii (Peruvian cotton)
Lineage: Eukaryota; Viridiplantae; Streptophyta; Magnoliopsida; Malvales; Malvaceae
Product: probable galacturonosyltransferase 6
Exons: 9
Coding region: 399-2201 (600 amino acids)
Molecular function (GO): polygalacturonate 4-alpha-galacturonosyltransferase activity
Source: RefSeq, a predicted model, not a curated record
UCCUUAUCAUUAUUCAAUGGAUGAGCCACCACCGUUUUCAUCACCCCCUCGGCUUUCUCGCGGUUCAAAUUAUCAUGCAAAAAUGCAAUCCCAAAGGCGAGUAAGCCAUGCAAAUCUAGAAUCCCAUAUCAUAAAAAGAAUAACAUUAAAUUUCUUUCGUUAAUUAUACAAACAUUAGAACCUGAAACGAACCUUCAAAACCAAUUUCCUCUGUAAAGACCGGCAAACCCAAAAUCCAAAAGAACAAAAAGAAAGGAAGAAAUAAGAAACACUAAGUUUUCAUUUCGAACAUGUGAAAUGUCUUUUACGGAGAACACUUAAGAGAGUAAAAGGAAACUCAUCAAGCCAAGAGUUUUUUUUUUUUUUUUUGAAAUUUUCUCUAUCAUUUUUAUCGAUUGAUGAAGCAGCGUUAUCAACGGCAGAGGAUUCUGAUCCUCUCUUUGUUAUCUUUCUCUUUGUUUGCUCCAAUCGUCUGGCUGUCUCCGAAACUCAAAACUCUCAAUUCCAUAGGACUGUACGAGGUUAGAGAGGAUUUGGCCAGUGUUAAAUAUAGGACAGAUGAUUUUAAGUUGAAUGCAAUUGAACAGAAACGUGCCGAGGACUUAAAAGGGCCAAAACUAAUUGUCUUGAAUGAGAAUGAGUUUAGUUCCGUAGGUAGUCGCAGUUCUGAUGAGAAUCCUGAUUCAAAUCAAUCUAAGGUUGCUCAAGAUGUGUCCAAAUUGUUAGCAACAAAUGAUUCAGAAACUAAUGAUGAAGGCAAAGGUGGGUAUCAAAUUCAGCAAAAGAAAAUGCCAAUAAUGUCAAGGAAACAGGAGCAAUUCAAUCAAGAAGCAGGUAGACAUCAUAGAAACUCGCAAUCUCAGUCCCAUAGGGUAAAGGAUAAGAAGCUAAAGAAGAUAAGUUAUCAGCUCAGUAGAGCAAAAGCGUAUUUAAGUCUUGCAUCACCAAGUACUCACCCUGAAUUGGAAAAAGAACUGAGAAUGCGAAUCAAAGAGGGGGAACUAGCAGUUGGUAAAGCUAGCAAGGAUUCAGAAUUGCCAAGGAGUGCAUCGCAGAAAAUUAGAUCUAUGGAGGUUUUGUUGGCCAAAGCAAAUCAUGCAUUCACUGACUGCUUUGAAAUAGCUGAAACCCUUCGUGCCAUGGCUAAUGAUACUGAAGAACAGGUUCAAGUAGAGAAGAAUGAAGAGUCAUAUCUCAUUCAGCUUGCUGGAAGGACUACCCCUAAAGGUCUUCAUUGCCUCUCCAUACGGUUGACAACUGAAUAUCUUUUACUUCAACCUGAGGAAAGACAAUUCCCUAACCAACAUAAAUUGCAAGAUCUAGAUUUUUAUCACUAUGCAGUGUUCUCUGACGAAAUUCUGGCUUGUGCAGUUGUUGUUAACUCCACAACUGCCUCUGCAAAGGAGCCGGAGAAAAUUGUUUUCCAUGUAGUGACCGAUUCUCUUAACCUUCCAGCAAUUUCAAUGUGGUUUUUAUUAAAUCCUCCUGGAAAAGCUACAAUUGAUGUCCAGAGCAUAGAAAAUUUUGAAUGGCUGUCAACAGAAUAUUCUUCAGCAUUGAAGGAACAAAAGUCCAAUGAUCCUAGAUAUACAUCUGCCCUUAGUCAUCUUCGGUUCUAUCUGGCAGACAUCUUUCCAGCACUGGAUAAGAUUGUGCUCUUUGAUCAUGAUGUGGUAGUGCAAAGAGAUUUAACUGGACUUUGGAGUGUUAACUUGAACGGAAAAGUACAUGCAGCAGUAGAGAGUUGUCAUGAAAGUGAAGCUUCAUUUCAUUCCAUGCAUUUGUUUAUGAACAUUUUAGAUCAAUUUUCAGCAAAGAGGCUUAAUGCUAGUGUUUGCACAUGGGCAUUUGGUAUGAAUUUUUUUAAUCUCCAAGAAUGGAGAAGACAAAAUUUAACCAACCUCUAUGGUGAUUACUUGCAACUGGGACUUAAGAGGCCAUUGUGGAAGACAAAGAGCUUGCCUUUAGAUUGGAUUACCUUUUACAACCAGACUGUAGCUUUAGAAAAGAGCUGGCAUGCAUUUGGGCUAGGUCAUAACUCAGGGCUUAGUCAAGGUGAUAUCGAGCAUGCAGCAGUCAUACACUAUGAUGGAAUCAUGAAACCCUGGUUGGAAAUAGGAAUUGCUGAAUAUAAAGGCUAUUGGAGCAAACAUGUGCAGUAUGACCAUCCUUACUUACAAGAGUGUAAUAUCCAUGAAUAAUUGAAGAUCAAGCAAACAAGUGGAAUUCUUUCAUUCAUUGGACCUCCCCAAAACUGCCCCAAAUCGUUUUUGUAAAUUUCAACUCAUUUUUUCCCACAACUUUCCCAGCCAUAAUCUUUUUGGGGAUUAGUUCAAUUUAUGGCAGUCCCCAAAGGGCAAUUAGUUUAUGCAGGGAGGCUCCAUUGCAGUUAUACAUUGUACAUUUCACUAAGUUUGAUUUUUUUUUCUUUUAUUUAUUUUUGGUAAAAAAAGAAGAAGGGAAAAAUGAUAUGGCCCUAUGGGAUUUUUUAAAAUUUAUUUUUUAUCUUUUCUACUUUUUCUUGUAAUUACAAAGUUUAAUUUCAAGUUUAGCCCAACUUAGCGUCAGGGUCAUUGUUCUUUGUUUAUAUACAGAUAACAUGACAGGUGGACGAAAUUUGGACGUAUGUAGAUAGGGUGUUAUGAAUGAACCCGUGGCUGUUGAACCAGGGAACCAAACCGAGCCUCCAUCCGAAACUGCUAGGGCUACGAGUCAAAGAAAGCUUCCUCCAAAAUUCUAGGAUUUUGUCAUGUAGACUACGACAGCAAGGGCAUAACGGCAGAAGGCUUAUGGCUGCAGCAUGCUUAUUGUCACUUGAAAUUUGUUUCUUUUUUCUCAUCUUUAUUCUCUGAGUGUACUGCCGGUUAUAUUCACUGGAAGAAAUUCAUCUUCAGCUUUCAUCAAUUUCUGCUCAUCUCAUUUUAGAAAUUAUUAGAUUCUAUUGUAGGAAUAUCUGUACACAACAUUGGUGGUUUCAUUGACCACCGACAGAUAUGGCAGAUGGUACCCGACUCAAGUUACUCGAUGAAAAUGUCAAAGCCAUCCAAGAAUCGCAUGCGCAGCUCCGCAAAGACGUUGAUAUGGUAUUACUAAAUCCUUUGCUUCUCAACACCAGAUGCUGUAAGAAAUCCUAACUUGUCUGCCAGUUGUUUCCACGGAUUCACCUCCCAAAACAGGGCCACAUAUCGCAUCUCUACCAACUGGUUCUUCCAUUGGCUCCCACAAACCCGUAUCGAUUCAGUUUGCCCGGUUUUCAGGUACGAAUCUGGAUCGCUGGGUUUUGCAGGCAGAACACUAUUUUACUUUUUACAAUAUCCAGGAACAGGAUAGGCUUACCAUUGCUUCAUUCUAUCUUGAUGAUGAUGUCGCGGAGUGGUUUGAUUGGAUGUAUCGAAACAAACAACUUUUCGGGUAGAUUCAUUUUACGACGGUCUUAUCAAGCGUUUCCGGUCUUGUGACCUGGAGUCACCUGAAGGACAGCUUGCCAAGCUGCAAUAGACUUCCAUGGUUCAGACUAUCGAGCACCGUUAGAGUUUGCGCCCAGCGCUAGUCGGAUAAACCGAAGAAUGUAUUUAGUGAACGCAGCUCUAAUUGGAUAAACCAACGAUAUUUGCACCUAGCGCUAGUUGGAUGAACCAACGAAUGUAUUUAGUGAGCCAAGCUUUAGUUGGAUAAACCAACGAUAUUUGCACCCAAUGCUAGUUGGAUAAAUUGACGAAUGUGCGCCCAGCACUAGUUAAAUAAACAAAUAUAAAUUGCGCCCAGCGCUAAUCGGAUAAACCGACGAUAUUAAAUGUGAGCCCAUAUCUAGUUGGUUUAACCAACAAAUUGACAUUA